AUGACAAUGAGUACAAAUCAAAUUGCAAUAAAUUCAAAAGAAAAAAAUGAAGAACAACAAUUAACAUCGAAAGAAAAACGUGCUAUUUAUAUGUCUCAAUUACGUGGUUCAAUUGAUUCAGAAUAUCGUCGUAUUGAACGUGAAAAUAAUGCACGUGCAAUGCGUAAAAAACGUUUAGAAAAUCCGCUUUAUCGUGAACAGGAACGUCGACAAAAUCGUGCACAUAUGGCUGAGAUCCGUCGUGAAAAUUCUCAAUAUCGACAAAAUGAACAUAUUAAAAAUCGUCAUCGUAUGGAAUUAAAACGUAAUUUACAUCCUCAAACUUUAUCAAAAACAAAUACUUCAACAUCUAAUAAUAAUAAUAGAACGAUUUCAAUAUAUCAAACAUUAGAAAAUAAUUUACAAUCAUCACAUAUAUCAUUCAUUCCAUAUCAAACAAAUAUUGAUUAUUAUCAAAGAUUAUCGAAUAAUAAACAAUUAACUGAAUAUGAACUUUUACAACAAAUUGAUGAAUAUUGUCGACAACAAGAUAUUGGAUCUAGUUCAGAUAGUAAUAGUCGUAGUACUAAUUCAACAUCAUCAUAUUAA
Messenger RNA from Adineta steineri, 588 nucleotides. NCBI's taxonomy places the organism in Eukaryota, Metazoa, Rotifera, Eurotatoria, Adinetida, Adinetidae. The record is from the annotation of a GenBank genome assembly.